This is a messenger RNA of Cooperia oncophora, 566 nucleotides long. Lineage: Eukaryota; Metazoa; Nematoda; Chromadorea; Rhabditida; Trichostrongylidae. The record is from the annotation of a GenBank genome assembly.
UACUGCGUGUCAAUUUGUACCACGGAUGGCUCCCUGAUCCCCAAUUUGUGGAAAUUAGAAAGGCUGUUGGAGAUCUGACCUACAAUCAGCUUGUGGAGCAAAUAUGUGACGAACGAAAUCAUAAUCGAUUGUUACUACAAGAGUUUUUGGACGAAAAUGUUACACAACUGACUUAUCAUGGAUUAAUUGGCCUCAUGGAAGCGAUGCAAGAUGGAGAACUUGCCGUGCUGUUUCGAAACAACCAUUUUCAUACGAUACAUAGGAGAAAGGAUCUGCUCUACUUGCUGGUGUCUGACAGUGGUUACGCUAACGAACCAUCCAUCGUUUGGGAGUCUUUCAAUAACGUUGACGGCAGUUCGAUUUUCUUCGCUAGCGACUUUACUAUUGGCUCUCCUCGUUCUAGUACUGGUACGAGUGGCUCGCAAGUUCCAUGCUCCACGGAUGUUGACUUUUUGCUGGCCCAAGAAAUGCAAGCUUGUGAAGAAGAGCUAGCUCGACAAGAAGCUGAACAAGCUGCUAGAGAAAGAGCUUCAGCUCAAAAGUCAGCGCUACCCUUCUCCUACUGA